AAGAAAAAUUGCAUAAGAGGGCUCAGGACUCUCCUCUCGCCUGGAAAUUGAUUCUCAGCUCUCCUUCUCUCUAUUGGGACAAGAAGCAAGAGAGGAAGUGGAAGCAGAGAGGGGCGGAAGAGAAAAACCAGAGAAAAAACAACGGAAAGGGUGGGAGAACAGAGUAAAAGAGAAAAAAAGGAAAAAAAAAACAGGGCAAGAAGAAAGAAAAAUCAGAGGGAAGGCUGGGGGAAGAAAAGAAAAUCUACGGGAAGCAAUUGCCGAACGGAAAUCAAUAGAAGCUGCCGCCCACCGGAAUCUGCCAUCACUGCCUGCAAAUCUUCAUCGAGAAAACGCUGUGUAUCUGAAUUUAUUUUAUGUCACUACCCAUCGGCCAACCUGGCCUCCCCUGCCGCGAUAACCUUCUCCUUGCUUGAGGAAGCAUCAAUCGCCCUUCGCCUUCUCCGCCACCCGCAUUCUGUACUUUUAACGGGUCUUGACGAGACAAGAUUGGCCUAAAGAUUGGAUUGAAUCAAAUUCCACUGAAAAACCUGAUCUGUCUUCCAUUGUUGAGAAGCUAGCAGCUAAUGGGGCUUCUGAGCAUAAUUCGGAAGAUCAAGCGUAAAGAAAAGGAAAUGCGGAUUCUUAUGGUAGGCCUGGAUAACUCUGGUAAGACGACAAUUGUGAUGAAAAUUAAUGGGGAAGACACCAGUGUUAUUAGUCCCACGCUUGGCUUCAACAUCAAGACUAUUAUCUAUGAAAAGUAUACUCUGAAUAUUUGGGAUGUUGGGGGACAGAAAACAAUUAGAUCUUACUGGAGGAACUAUUUCGAGCAGACUGAUGGAUUGGUUUGGGUUGUGGACAGUUCAGAUCUUAGAAGGCUAGAUGACUGCAAAUAUGAAUUGCAUAAUCUUUUGAAAGAAGAGAGGCUAUCAGGAGCAUCAUUGUUGAUUUUUGCAAACAAGCAGGAUAUACAAGGUUCUCUCUCUCCGGAUGAAAUAGCUAAAGUACUCAACUUAGAAGCUAUGGAUAAAAGUCGACAUUGGAGAAUUGUGGGAUGUAGUGCAUACACUGGAGAGGGGUUACUUGAUGGAUUUGAUUGGUUGGUCCAAGAUAUUGCCUCUCGCAUCUAUAUGCUUGAUUAGGCUGCACUGUCUUGGAUAACAUCAUUGGCACAAGAUCUUGUUGUUUAGUUUUUACUGACCAGUGUAAACCUCUAGAUGUCUUAAUUGUGCACUUUCAUCUUCCUUGGGAUUAAGAGACUAUGGAAAGCUUUAGCCAGACAAAUGUUCAUAGAAAUUUGUAUUUGGAAAAACAGAGGAUAUUCUCUAGUGUCUUACUACAGUAUUUGAAUCUUAAGUGCAUUGUUUUGUUACAGCGGGGUGUAUUUUA
Messenger RNA from Coffea arabica (coffee), 1371 nucleotides. Its product is annotated as ADP-ribosylation factor-like protein 2. NCBI's taxonomy places the organism in Eukaryota, Viridiplantae, Streptophyta, Magnoliopsida, Gentianales, Rubiaceae. Gene Ontology annotation, molecular function: GTPase activity; GTP binding. The record is from RefSeq and is a predicted model, not a curated record.